AGUCCAGUAAAGCUAUUGACAGUUGUACUUCUCCAACAAGUCAGUUGCUCUGUGUGGCUGUUCCUCAGUCACUGUCUUGUACUUUUCAUUUUUGAGGACAUACGCUUAAAUCAGGAUGAAGCUACUGUGGUUUGUUUUUGGAAUCCUACUUAUUGGACAACUUGGUGAAGGUCAAAAUGAAGGUCUUGUAAAGGAGAAACUAGAGGAGCCAGCAGUGAAUGAACAGACUGAAGGUCGAGGAGAUGUUGUUAUAAAGGUAGAAGAGCCUGAGGGUCCAGGGGCAGAUGUCAGUCAACCUGAUGAUAGACAGCCAUGUGCUAUGUGGAUGGGAGGUGUUCCUGGCACACCUGGGCACAGUGGGAAACCUGGGAGAGAUGGCAGAGAUGGGCGUGAUGGACCAAGGGGCGAGAAAGGAGAUAAAGCAUCUAUUUUUGGGGUAGGUGAACCAGGUGAAAAAGGAGAUCCAGGGGAGAAGGGGGAUGUCGGCCCAGCUGGACCGAGAGGCUUUCCUGGAAACCCAGGUCUGAAAGGGACCCGUGGUGAAAGUUCACAGUCCUACCACUCGGCCUUCAGUGUAGGUCUCAGUGAAAUUGUUUCUGCCAACAACCUGCCAAUUCGCUUCAACAAGUUCUUCUAUAAUGACCAGCACCACUACGAUGAUGUUUCCGGCAAGUUCCGCUGCAAUCUGCCUGGGGUGUAUUUUUUUACUUAUCAUCUGACAGUCUACACCAAAGACGCUAAGAUCAGCCUCUACAAGAAUGACAAAGCUAUCAUGUUCACUUAUGACCAGUACCAGGAAGACAAUGUGGAUCAGGCAUCAGGAUCUAUUAUACUAAGACUGGAGGCAGGGGACGAGGUGUGGCUGCAGGUCUAUGGAGACGAGACUGUUGGUGGAGUGUAUGCAGAUAACACCAACGACUCCACCUUCUCUGGUUUCCUCCUGUAUCCCGACAUUCCUGUUCCUGCCCGGAGACGUUGAAAAUACCCUGAAUGAUUGGGAAUGAGAUCUUACUCUAAUAAAAAAAAUAGCUUUUUCAUUAUAUCUAGUGACAAAUGUUGCAGGCCUGGACUAAGAAGUGUUUUUACAUCAUUACAGUAUUGUGUGUUAAAUUUUUGCCAUACUGUAUAAGGUUUAUUUUAAUGUAACAUUACAGUAUAUAAACAAAGCAAGGUUUGUACAGUGUUCCAGUCGUCUCUGUGACAGUAUGUAUUCAAGAUUCUGGUGUGUAUUUCACUGGCCACGGUCCAGCCCCAACAGUUGUUACUGUGCGUGCAUGGGGUCCAAUUGGGGUCCAGUUUAUUUUUGUUUUAAUCGCUGCGGUCAGUGAGGGAGUAAAAGCUGUCCCUAAAACCCGCCUCUGAUAUGAUAAACUUAAAAGGGAUAGUUUACCCAAAAAUUUAAAUUCUGUUAUCAUUUAUUCACCUUCAUGUUGUGACAAACCUGUAUACAUUUAUACUGUAUACAAGGAAGAUAUUUUGAGGAAUGUUUGUAAACGAAUCCCAUUCACUUCCAUAGUAUUCUUUUUUGGAUGGAAGUGAAUGGGGUUCAUAAACGGUUUGGUUACAAACAUUCCUCAAAUUAUCUUCUGUUGUGUUCAUUAGACCAAAGAAAUGUAUACAGGUUUGUAACAACAUGAGAAUGAAUAAAUAAUGACAGAAUUUUUAUUUUUGUGUGAACUAUUCCUUUACAUUUUAAAUUUGGAAAUGAUGUUAAGUCUGAUCGAAUUGUUGUGUAUCAUCAUUGUAAUGAUUUUCGGCAACAAGUAGUUUUUGUGCUAGGAUAUAAUUCGGAACAUAUGAAUAAAUUAUUUAAUAAUAAUUUGA
This is a messenger RNA of Paramisgurnus dabryanus, 1824 nucleotides long. RefSeq names its product adiponectin, C1Q and collagen domain containing, b (gene adipoqb). Gene Ontology annotation, molecular function: protein binding. NCBI's taxonomy places the organism in Eukaryota, Metazoa, Chordata, Actinopteri, Cypriniformes, Cobitidae. The record is from RefSeq and is a predicted model, not a curated record.